Messenger RNA from Leptinotarsa decemlineata (Colorado potato beetle), 1614 nucleotides. RefSeq names its product C2H2-type zinc binding domain-containing protein spindle-F (gene spn-F). Lineage: Eukaryota; Metazoa; Arthropoda; Insecta; Coleoptera; Chrysomelidae. The record is from RefSeq and is a predicted model, not a curated record.
UGUCACAUACAAGGUAGAAUUGUGUCAGAUGCUUUUCAGACAGAAGUUCUGUCAGAACUAUUUAACAAUAACUUACAGAAAAGCUUUGUUUAUGUAAAUGCAAGACAAUGAAUGAUGGUAUUGGUUGAAUCCUGAUAAUAUAAAGAACUAUUUAAUAAUAAGUAUACGAAUUCCAAAUGGAAGAAUCACUAGGUGCCCAGUAUGCAAUACAAAUAGCAGUUCACACUCUCAGAGAUAGGUGCAAAAGUUUGCAGCAGCGAAUUACUCUCCUGGAAGAAGAAAAUGUAGACCUCCGCAUGAAAUGUACUCGAAGCGAAGAAGCAGAACAGCAUUCUCUAUCAGAAAUGGAUAAAUUAAGGGUUCAAAUUACUGAAGUAUCUGAAAAUAGAGACCAGCUUCAAGAAAAGGUCAAAAUGGUGUCUGGAGAGAAUCAAGACUUAUGGAAUAAAUUAGGUAAACUGAUGAAUCUCAAUAAAAACCUUAGAGAACAGCUUGGCAAGAUAAAUCAGACUGUAAAUCAACAUUUAGCUCCUACACAUACUAAUUUAAUAAGGUCAAAAACGUUUACCCAGAUGGAUCCUCAAAUGAAACUAUCUCCAAAGAACUUGGACAUCAAUGAAAAAAUCAGUCUUGAAUUGGAGAACAUAUCGCUGAAACUCUCAGACAGUUUCUCAAAGCAGAAAAUGGAACUCGAGAAAAUGUGUUCAGAAAUUGAAGACGUCCAGUACAACGAAGCAGUUGUGACUGAAUCUUUUGGUUUUUAUUUUGACGAUCAGUUGGAAGAAGAUUUAUUUGAAGAAUUGAAGUAUAUCCUUGAAGAUUUGAAACUGCUGAAGGGAGAAGUGUUGAUGCAAAAGGAAACAUUAAAGACAGCUCUAAUGUAUUUAGAUAACCUUCAAAGUAGAGAAAUCCUUUCCUGCAAGUCCUGUGAUACAAAAAAGAACUUAAGAAAUGAUAAGAGCACUUCGACAAGUGAUAUCAAACUCGGUGUUGAUAAAUGUAUAGAAGCCAACUUGCUCAUCGAAGAAAGGACUCCUUCAAAGCAAACACAGCCUAUGGAAUUUGAAAUGAUAUGUCCCAUCUGCACAAGGCAGUUCAUAAAAGAUGUAGAGUUCACAGAGUUCCAACGUCACGUUGAGAGCCAUUUUACCCCAGAAGUUAGUUCGUACCAGUUAUUAUAGUAUGGAUAGGUGUUAGGUUAUUAUGUCAUUUAUCAGAUGUAAAAUAGAUUGUAUAUCCUGAAAUUGUAUGAUUGAAUUCAUCAUUGUUUUUUUUUUAAAUUAUUCAAGAAAAUCUUGAAAUUUUUCAUACAAUUAUUGUAUCAGAAAUGUCAAAAAGAUCCCGUUCAUGCUGUGCAGUAGGGUGUCUUUAUUUUGACUGCAUGUAAUGGGCAUCAGGUUUGAAAGCAGGAAUGACUUAUGAAUAGAAAGAAUAUCCUGAUCAGCAAUCUCCACGUUCAUAAAAAUACUUCAUUGGGACUCAUUCUACUCAUAAGUUUAAUGAGAUGUUUUUUUUAUUCAUUUCAAAUAUGUCUGGAAAUUUGACAAAAGUGAAAAUUAGUAUUUCUAACGAAAUGAACCUUUAACGUUCAAGCCCGUCUUGGAUACACCUACA